AGACUAGAGAGAGAGAAGGGUGUGUCGGAGGAGGAGAUGACAAGCCCUAAGAGCAUCUUCCAGUCACCGUCAUCGAGAGGUUGCUACGGCGGCAUGAAGAAGAAGAAGAAUUGUGAACAAGUGGCAGGUGCGGUGGGUUUGGGUAUCGUUGCCGCCAUGGAGAAGUCCGGCGCUGGAGCCGGACAAGGUGAAAUCCUGGCCAAAUUCUUCGUGGGGAGCAUCAAUCUCAAUCUCAACCGCAACCGCUCUGACCCUAUUCCCAUCGUCUUUUGCUUGUCACCGCCUGCAUGUGGUGGUGUAGUCUCUGCCAACCUAGAUAUUUUGGCGUUUCUGACACCAGACUUCCUUAAUUCAUGCCAUUUGUGUCGGAAAAAGCUCCAUGGUAGAGAUAUUUAUAUGUACAGGGGAGAGAAGGCGUUUUGUAGCACAGAGUGCUGAUACCAACAGAUAGUAACGGAUGAGAGGAAGGAGAAAUGCAGAGCUAAAGAUUCACAACCUGCAGAUCUCUCUGCUUCUCCCCAUCCUAACAAUUCCAUUCG
Messenger RNA from Telopea speciosissima, 539 nucleotides. RefSeq names its product FCS-Like Zinc finger 12-like. The transcript is spliced from 2 exons. The record is from RefSeq and is a predicted model, not a curated record. Bases 37 to 438 code for a protein of 133 amino acids. NCBI's taxonomy places the organism in Eukaryota, Viridiplantae, Streptophyta, Magnoliopsida, Proteales, Proteaceae.